AUGCCUCUGAAGGGAAAACUGUCCAUGGCAACGAGAGCACUUUACGACAGUUAUUUAACGUAUUACGGUGGCCGGUGUCGUAUAUUUUGCAGAAUCACCAUGGCGUUGAAAGAGACUGCAGGGCUGUAUGAAACACUCAAAGCAGAGUGGAACAAGAAAAAUCCGAACCUGAGUAAAUGUGGAGAACUUCUAAGCAAACUUAAGGUUUCGUUACUGGAGCUGAACUUCCUACCUACCACCGGGUCUGCGCUCACUAAGCAGCAGCUCAUUUUAGCCCGUGAUGUCCUUGAGAUUGGCGCUUUGUGGAGUAUACUAAAGAAGGACAUUCCAUCUUUUGAGAGAUACAUGGCCCAGCUAAAAUGUUACUACUUUGAUUACAAGGAGGAACUUCCUGAAGCUGCCUACAUGCAUCAGUUACUCGGACUGAACCUGCUCUUCCUGCUCUCACAGAACCGUGUAUCUGAGUUUCACACAGAACUCGAGAGACUGAAUGCACGAGAUAUUCAGGCCAAUGUGUACAUCAGACACCCAGUCUCCUUAGAGCAGUACUUGAUGGAAGGAAGUUACAACAAGGUGUUUCUUGCCAAAGGCAACAUCCCUGCUGAAAGCUACACCUUUUUUAUAGAUAUCCUGCUUGACACAAUUCGUGAUGAGAUCGCAGGUUGCAUAGAAAAAGCAUAUGAGCAGAUCCAGUUCAGUGAGGCCACCCGUGUGCUUUUCUUCAGUUCACCCAAAAAGAUGACAGAUUACGCCAAGAAGAGAGGAUGGAGUUUGAGCCCAGACGGCCAAUACUCUUUCACCAGUCAGCAGCAGCGGACAGAAGAGGUAACCAUCCCAUCUACGGAGCUGGCACAACAGGUCAUCGAAUAUGCACGACAGUUGGAAAUGAUUGUGUAAUCCGCCCCCAGGAACACACACAGACACACCGACCGCCAAUUCAGUGUAUGUCCAGUCAGCUCAAAUGCUGUUCCCUUGAGGAAUACGACUUAACAGGCUGCAGAGUGGUUGGUUUGUUGCUCAUACCUCAAAAGCAAUCAACAUUUAUUUCUCUUAUAUUCCACUUAAUCUGCAGCUCUUUCCGUGGAAGUUUUCUUUCAUUUUUUUUAAAAGACGGGGAACAAAACAGCAAUUCAGCAAAAGUCAGAAAUUUCUGCAUAUGUACCUUUUUAGUGAAGACAUCCAAGGGGUUUCAAUGUUGCAGUUUGUUAUUUCAUCCAAGAUAACAUCAAAACUGAGCUUUUUAUGUGUUAUGGCCUAACCAAGUCCCGCUCGCACAUUUAAAACCCCUGGGCCUUUGACUUCUACUAGAAAGAACUUUGCAAUCACCUCCCUGUUUCGUUGCCUGUCAGUGUCGCACAAAACUAUCGGACACAGAAUAUUUUUCAGCAAAAUUCAAGUAAAUUCUUUCUAUACAAAGUUAAUUUAGUCUACAGUAAAUCUCGCAGAACUCUAUUGACCUUGCCUUGGAUCUUAUCAAGUAACAGAAUUUCCAUUGUUUUGUGUGUUUUCUAAGUGGUAAUGCCCUUAAACCAUAAUGAUUUGUGAUCCAGUUGGUAUUUCAAUGCAAAUAUUUGUCUGCAAUAAACAAUUCAGAAAAUAAACUUA
Pungitius pungitius (ninespine stickleback) is the source of this 1605-nucleotide messenger RNA. RefSeq names its product proteasome 26S subunit, non-ATPase 8 (gene psmd8). The record is from RefSeq and is a predicted model, not a curated record. NCBI's taxonomy places the organism in Eukaryota, Metazoa, Chordata, Actinopteri, Perciformes, Gasterosteidae. The transcript is spliced from 7 exons. Bases 1 to 897 code for a protein of 298 amino acids. Gene Ontology annotation, cellular component: nucleus; proteasome regulatory particle; proteasome regulatory particle, lid subcomplex. Gene Ontology annotation, biological process: proteasome-mediated ubiquitin-dependent protein catabolic process.